AUGACGGUUGAUGGCGAACCACAGCGUGAUCUAAACCAAGCUAGGAGAAUAGUGCUGGAGAUGAAGGAGCCACUUUGUCGAAUUCCUGAGGAUCUGCGCUCACUCCUAUCUGUAACCAUAUCGGUGUAUUGCAUUGAAACACCAAGCGCCCUCGUUUCCACCAUCAUUAAGAAUAUGCCGCCGGAGGCUUCUAUAGCGCUAGUAACUGGCUGCAGAUUCUUGGCAGUUAGAGAUGGCCCUCGAGGGAAGACGGUCACCGUUCUCUCCACAGCUUUUUUGUCUGGUCUGGACGAAAGCGUGACACAGCAAUUGUUUAUCCACGCAGAUACGUUGCUGCUCACGCCAGAGGCUCGCUCACGCAUCAGUCUCCUUCAGGACAUCAUCGAAGACCCGCCAACCUCCUUUGAAACAGUAGGCCAUAUAGCACACUACAAUCUUCGAGAGGCUCACCUCCCGUAUAGGUACUUCAUAGGCGCCGUCACCUGUGAAAAGGAGCCUGCCAUCACCACGGUUAUCACCAAGAUAGACACGGUUCAAUCGCAGUACCGUACAUACAACUUUGAGCUGAUCGGAGGAGUCCCGCGGUAUGACGUGAAGCUCGUGCAAGACGGAAUAACCUACUCAUUUAAUUACACUAAGGUUUACUGGAACUCGCGGCUCUCACAUGAGCACUUGUCACUUGCUCAGCAUAUCAACCAGACUAUCUGUCCCAAUGACCUGGUGUUAGAUGGGACAUGUGGGAUUGGUCCUCACGCCUUACUUCUAGCUAAACGUUUCAACUUUACCAAUCUCAUUUGCAAUGACUUGAACCCAGAUGCAUACAAAUCCCUUAAAAUGAAUGUUCGUAUAAAUAAAGCAGAGAAUGCCAUUACAUGCUUCAACGAAGAUGUUUCCUCCCUUCUUAGGCGAUUAUUGCCGGAAACUAACCUUAAGGCUGUUAUUUUCAGCCUCCCAGAACUCUCUAUAAAUCUGUUACAGGCUAUGAAGGGGGUCCCUGAUAUCUACUGCUUCCUUGAAUGCUUCACACGAGCCCCUCCACACCUUGCAUACUAUGAUUUGCUGCUUCGAUGCUCUGAGUCUCUGCUUGAUACUAAGGUAUGUACCGGUAUACAGCAGGCCUUAUCGGACAUAGAGAAGGUUGCAGAAAAUAAAGAGUUGAUAGACCUGUUAAUAGCAUGCUAUGAGACAUUUGAGGUCAAGGAAAUCCGGACUGUUUCAACUAAUAAAUUCAUGUACAGGGUGACCCUAAAGAUCAAUGAACAAAAGGAAACAGUAAAGGUAUUGAAAAAGUGA
Molecule: messenger RNA, 1293 nt
Organism: Giardia duodenalis
Lineage: Eukaryota; Fornicata; Diplomonadida; Hexamitidae
Product: tRNA (guanine(37)-N1)-methyltransferase
Exons: 1
Coding region: 1-1293 (430 amino acids)
Biological process (GO): tRNA N1-guanine methylation
Cellular component (GO): cytoplasm
Source: RefSeq, a predicted model, not a curated record